AUGGACAAGUAUGUGAUACUUUCUCGCAUUGGAGAAGGGGCUCAUGGGGUAGUUCUUAAGGGUCGGCACAAAGAUACAGGAAGAUUAGUAGCUCUUAAGAAGAUACAAUUAAGAAAUGUCGAUGAUGGUAUACCUCACACAGCCAUAAGAGAAAUCAAGGCACUUCAACUUACUUCUUUUCACCCUAAUAUCGUGAGGUUACAUGAAUUUUUUCCUCAUGGAAUGGGAUUCACUCUCGUUUUUGACUGCAUGCUAUCUGAUUUAAGUGAAAUUCUCCGAUCUAUAGAAUCUCGUCUUUGUGAAGGACAAAUAAAAACCUACAUGCUUAUGCUUCUUCGAGGAGUUAGCUUUUUGCACUCGAAUAGUAUAAUGCAUAGAGAUCUGAAGCCUGCUAAUUUGCUUAUUGAUAGUUGUGGUGUUUUAAAAAUUGCGGACUUUGGUCUGGCAAGAUUAUUUUCGGAUGAUAAAAACAGACUAUACAGCCAUCAGGUCGCCACUCGUUGGUAUCGAUCUCCUGAAUUAUUGUAUGGUGCAAGACAUUAUUCCAAAAGUGUUGAUUUGUGGGCAGUUGGGUGUAUUUUUGGUGAACUUAUUAACAAUUCGCCUAUUUUCCCGGGCGAAAACGAUAUUGAACAAUUAUGGUUCGUCAUUCGUGUAUUGGGCACACCAACAGAGAAAAAUUGGCCGGGAUUAAGUCGUCUGCCGGAUUAUAAUAAGAUAACCUUCAAUCGUUGUAAACCAGUUGCCCUGGAGGAAAUUCUGCUCUCUCCUUCUCCCUUGGGAGUUGAUCUUUUGAAAAAGUUUUUGAAUUACGAUCAGAGUAAAAGAAUUUCCGCCGAAACGGCUCUUCUGCAUGAUUAUUUUCUGACGGAACCGCUUCCAGUUGACCACGCAAAACUUCCAAGAAUAUCAACUAAACGACAUUCUGGUGCACCUUUUGAAGGUUGCCUCAAGGCUCCUCUUAACUUAUUACUUCCUCCAUCAAGUUACUUUGACGAGGCUGCUUCUUAUUUUCCCUAA
Messenger RNA from Rodentolepis nana, 1020 nucleotides. NCBI's taxonomy places the organism in Eukaryota, Metazoa, Platyhelminthes, Cestoda, Cyclophyllidea, Hymenolepididae. The record is from the annotation of a GenBank genome assembly.